ACGAAUACAAAAUAAUAUCCGACAGUUGCUAUCUUUAGUUGACAAUAAACCUUCCGAAUACUUUUUGCUGCUAAACAAUAACAAUGGAGAUGAUGUUUGAAAAAAAAUGAUGAGACAAUAUAAGUCAAUGUCUUACUUUAUUUUUUUGUGUUGUUUAAAAUCUAUCUAAACACUAACAAUGCUGUGGAUUCAUAUUUGUAAUAUACUAAUUGUAGUGAAUUUUAAGUAUGGAAAUGGACAAAGAUUUGUCGGUCAAUCCUGCAAGAUCUUUUAUGACAUUUCUCCUAUAAGUGUUAUCUGUGAUGUGACCAGUGGAGAUACAUGGCGCCUGGACAGUUUUCGUGAACUUAUGAACGGUACAAAGAAGUCUUACUUAGGAGACAACCAAUUUACAUUGGAAAUAGAAUGUCAUGGUGGUGGAAAUAUAAGUAUAAGGCAACCAAUAAAGUUACCGGGAAUGACAGCAUUAACCGUAAGGAACUGUUACAUUACCGAUUAUUAUGAUUAUGACUUUUCACAAGAAGUUUCGUCGAUCGAGUCGGUACUGCAAAAUUUGAAAUUUACCAACUGCAAAAUAGAAUACAGAAGCUUAGUUCAUAUGAACCACGUUCAGAACAAUUCUAAAAAGUUACUGACAUAUGAGAAAUGUCAAAUAUCUAAUACUUUACGUACUUUUAUUUUUCAAAAUACUAGUAGUAGUUAUGUGUACCAGAAACAGCGACCUACCAGAAAAGAAUUGAAAUUGAAAUUGGAUUAUGAUAAUGAACUGAGACUGCUUAGGAAAUGUGUUCACAGCAAUCUCACGUAUGUUGAAAUAUCUUCUCUUGAUAGAAUCCCCGCUGAAUUUAGGAUUAACAAUUUAUUACAGAACGGCAUAUUCAACUCCUUAAGUGUUAUUAACUUGACUAAUAAUGGUUUAGAACGGGUACCAAGUAGUUUGUUCACAGACUCUAUGUACCAAACUAUCGAUAGACUUUCGAAAAUCGAUCUUUCCAGGAACAAUAUUGAGGAUAUUAGCUUUCUUUACACAUAUUUUGAUUUCGAUGGUAAUCUUGACGUAGAUUUGACAAAGAAUAAAAUAACGGAACUAUCAAAUCUUGACACGAACAAGUUAAAAUCGUUUUCUGUGUUAAGAAAUAAAGUUAAUUUAAGAGAAAAUCCACUUAUAUGUACAUGUCACCAAAAAUUAUUUUACGAAUUCAUUGCGGAGAUUAAUGACAAGAAGUGGAGGCAAUAUACAUAUCUUAAAUCAAUGCAGUGUUUAGAUCAAGAAAGCGAUAGAAACUUGACAAACAUAUCUGAAUUUUCCUUCGAGGGCAUGUGUAAGAAAACUCAUAGUGUAGUGUGUGUCAAAGAGGGAAUCUUUGAAAUAUACAAAUGUUCUUUCAUAGGAUUUUCGUUAGUUUUACUAACCAUUGUCUUCACGUGUCUAAUUUCUAAGUACAAAUAUAGAAUUAAGCAACUGUAUAGAGUGAAAACUACCGAUCAGUGCCAUUGUCCAGAUAACCCAAAAUGUUACGACGCUUUUAUUUCAUACAGCUCGUCAGAUGAACGAUGGGUGUACGAUGUAUUGUGCACGAAACUGAAAUCGUUGUUACCAGAUAUCAAUCUUUGCCUGCAUCACAAAGAUUUCAUACCAGGUGCAUGCAUAGCAGAGAAUAUCAUCAACAGCGUUGAGAAUAGCAGAUACACACUGCUUAUAUUGUCAUUAAAUUUUAUCGAAAGUGAAUGGUGCCAAAUGGAAUUUCAGAAGGCUUUUCAUCAAACAUUGAAACACCGACGCCACUUACUUGUUUUGCUCAUUGAAGACAUUGACUUUAGUUUGUUAAACUAUGAUCUUAGAUUUUUCCUCCAAACCUAUACAUAUCUAAAAUAUUCCGAGAAAAUGUUCUGGCAAAAACUUGCAGGGACAUUACAGAUGUCAAGAGAUGAAGCUAAGAUAUUAAGUCACUCAACUAAUCAAGUUUUUAAUCAACUUCUUCCACCAGACUAUGAUUCAUGUGUAUAAAAUCAAACAUUUAUUUAUUUAUUUAUGUAUGUGACGAAUUGUUUUAAACUUAUUGGUAUGCUCUCCAUACAACAUGUACUUCGUCAAUGCUUAAAUUCACAUUCAAAUAAACUUAAAAAAUAGAAGCAUUCAAUUCUUUUUUAAACACAAUUGAUUUUAUAUGUUUCAGUUAUCGGCAUUGAAAAUCAGCGCGGGAAAACAUUAAAUCCAAAUAUGAUCUAGUUGUCAUGGAGUCAUUUUAAACCUCAUUUUAUAUUUUGGUGAAAAUUUAGUUUAAGCAAAAAGGCAUUAGUUUAAGAUAGUUUAUUUAUUUAAAGUCCAUUUCGAAGCUGCAGCAUUAAUUAAAAGUAUUUUUGUUUCAUAUCCGUUCACUAUUGUUGAAGGAAAUCAUUUUUUCUCGAAAUAUUUAAGAUAAGAAUUUAAAAUCUUUCAGAUAUUUAUUUUGGCAUUUUUCACUUUAGAUUUUCUUGUUAGGCUUUUUUUUUUUUUUUUUUUAUCAAUUUAAGAUGUUUGGCGACAAGCCAAGUGGACUCAAUAAGCCAUGUUUUUUUUACUAAUUCUAUUGUGCGGUAAACACAAACAAGUUGUUGUGAAAACAACAUAUGUCUAGGUAACCUGGUCAAUUAGGGUUCUUUUUUUUUUUGUUCUGUCCAGCAAAAACCUUUCCACGCCCCUUUUUACCCCAAAAUAUCAGGGUAACUAAGAUAGCUUGAUUUUUUAACGAAUCUGAUUGGACGAACCUGAAACAGUAACGCAAAAUCGAACAAGUGAAUUUUCUCCCAACAUGUGCAAGUUUCCCAUUUAAACACAAUUGAUUAUGUCAGCGCAAUGCAUAAAAUCACUUAGCACAAAGUGUUGGAAAUAGUAAAUCAUUUUUGCAUGAAUUUAAAAAAGAAUUGUUGAUAAUUAUAUAGCUGAAGCCUUGUCAUUUUUUGAAAAUACUUGUAAUUUAUAUCAAUAUAAAUAUAUAUAUAUAUAUAUAUACAUGAUGGACAUACUUUGUAAUUUUAUUUGAAUCGACCAUUGAACCGUUUAUACCAGUCAUAUGUAACUAAAUAUAGAAUCAAUUCACAUUCACUUAAUGUAGAAACUGGAAGAUACUUUAAUAAUUCCAAAAAUGAGCGUGUUUGUAAUAUGUGUAAUAAGAAAGUAAUCGAAUACGAAUAUCAUUUUGUAUUAGAGUGUGAUAAAUAUGUAAAUGUUAGAAGUAAAUAUAUUAAGAUAUAUUAUUAUAGAAACCCAUCUCCCUUCAAAUUAGUUUAAUUACUAUCUGUAAGAAAUAUCAAAGAAAUAAAUAAUCUGGGUAAAUACCUGUAUGAGUCAGAGAAAAUUCAAAACACUUGAAUUUUGUUAUGUACUUUUAUAACCAAUGUAAAUUGUAUGCCAAACUCUGCUAUAUAUUAAUGGUGUAUAUUUUUAUGUAAACUGUAUUAUUUCCAUUUAUUUGUGAAUGUAUUUAUUAGCCUAUUAGCUGUAUAUUUGCUUACGGAAUAAAGAAUUAUAAUUAUUAGGUCUUUCCACCUUUCCGUGUGGAAAGACCUAUUGAAUUUGUUCUGA
Messenger RNA from Mytilus trossulus (common blue mussel), 3565 nucleotides. Its product is annotated as toll-like receptor Tollo. Gene Ontology annotation, cellular component: plasma membrane. Gene Ontology annotation, molecular function: protein binding; transmembrane signaling receptor activity. Gene Ontology annotation, biological process: immune response; toll-like receptor signaling pathway; inflammatory response. Bases 179 to 2008 code for a protein of 609 amino acids. The record is from RefSeq and is a predicted model, not a curated record. The transcript has a single exon. Lineage: Eukaryota; Metazoa; Mollusca; Bivalvia; Mytilida; Mytilidae.